Molecule: messenger RNA, 1509 nt
Organism: Indicator indicator
Lineage: Eukaryota; Metazoa; Chordata; Aves; Piciformes; Indicatoridae
Gene: PLEKHD1
Product: pleckstrin homology and coiled-coil domain containing D1
Exons: 13
Coding region: 1-1509 (502 amino acids)
Source: RefSeq, a predicted model, not a curated record
AUGUUUGCUUCAAAAUCCAGCUCCGUAUCUCCUUCUCCAUCCAUGGAGCAGGCAGAUUCAGAUGCUCUGGACAUCAGCACCAAAGUGCAGCUGUAUGGUGUGCUCUGGAAGAGACCCUUCGGGAGACAGUCGGCCAAAUGGUCCAGGAGGUUCUUCAUUAUCAAGGAAAGUUUCCUGCUCUACUAUGCUGAGAGUGAAAAGAAGAGUUUUGAAAGCAAUAAAUACUUUAAUAUCCACCCCAAGGGUGUCAUACCCCUGGGAGGCUGCAUCGUGGAGCCGAAAGAGGAGCCCAACAUGCCUUAUGCCAUAAAGAUCUCUCAUGAAGACUUCCAUGGUAACAUUGUUCUAGCAGCUGAAUCAGAGCCUGAGCAGGCUCAGUGGUUGGAGAUGCUGCAGGAGUCUGGAAAAGUGACCUGGAAGAAUGCCCAGCUGGGAGAAGCCAUGAUCGAGAGCCUGGAAGCCCAAGGACUGCAGCUGGCCAAGGAAAAGCAAGAGUAUUUAGAUAAGCUAAUGGAAGAAACAGAAGAGCUGUGUCUGCAGAGGGAGCAAAAAGAGGAACUUGAGCGUCUGAACCAGGUCCUGGAAGCAGAGAAGCAGCAGUUUGAGGAGGUGGUACGGGAGCUGCGACUGGAGCAGGAUCAGAUCAGAAGGGAGCUAGAACUCACAGCCUGCUCCCUUAAAGGAGUGGAAGAAGAAAAGAAAGAGUUACGAAGCCUGACAGAGUCCUUACAGAAAACACUAGAGGAGCUCUCCCUGGAAAAGCAGGAAAUGCUGAAGGUGCUGGAAGAAAAUGAGAGCCAGGUUCCACCAACUAGCCCCAACAAGGAGCAGAGCACCAUCUGGGGACUGCGCUGUAGCCUGCAACAGAUUGAAGAGAAGAUGCAGCAGCUUCUGGAAGAGAAAUUAUUGGCAGAGAAGAGGAUGAAGGAGAACGAGGAGAGGUCGCGAGCACUGGAGGAGGAGCGAGAAUUUUACUCUUCCCAGUCUCAAGCACUGCAGCACUCACUCUCGGAGCUGAGUGCGGAGAAGCAACAGACAGAGAGAGACCUCAAGGCUGAGGUGAAGAUGCGCAUGGAUCUGGAGAAGAGACUGAGAGAAGCUGAGAAAGCGCUGAAAAGUUUAGAAAGAGGCUUAAAUUCUCUGGAUUGCAACAAGGAGGAAGAGGAGAAGAUGAAAGCAGAUGUCAGUAACUUGAGAAAGUUCUUUGAAGAGUGCAUCCGCAGCGCGGAGCUGGAGGCCAAGAUGCCUGUGAUCAUGAAGAACUCUGUGUACAUUCACAAGGCUGCCACUCGUCGCAUAAAGAGUUGCCGCUUCCACCACCGGAGAGGCAGCACUUCGUGGAAUGACUUGAAGCAGUCGCAGUCCUUCAUAUUCUCUCACAGAGAAGCUGAAAACCUUGAGGAACUGAAGGAGGCAGCCAAAAGACUGAGCCGGGACCAGCACUUCAGGGCAACUCUCCAUCGAAUCAUGAGAUCACAAAAGGAUUCUGCUUCAGGGGAUGAAAAGUGA